Molecule: messenger RNA, 1815 nt
Organism: Balearica regulorum gibbericeps (East African grey crowned-crane)
Lineage: Eukaryota; Metazoa; Chordata; Aves; Gruiformes; Gruidae
Source: RefSeq, a predicted model, not a curated record
AUGACGGUGCGGCAGUACGGGCAGCAGCUGCUCACUGACACGGGGUGGUUUCAUCCCAACAUCAGCGGAAUCGAGGCAGAGAAGCUGCUCCUGACCAGGGGUGUCCAUGGCAGCUUUCUGGCUCGACCCAGUAAGAGCAACCCAGGAGAUUUCACUCUCUCUGUCAGAAGAAACGAUGAGGUGACGCACAUUAAGAUCCAGAACACAGGGGAUUACUAUGACCUGUAUGGAGGUGAGAAGUUCGCCACCCUCGCAGAGCUGGUGCAGUACUACACCGAGCAGCAGGGGCUGCUGCGGGAGAAGAACAGCAAUGUCAUCGAGCUGAAGUACCCGCUCAACUGCCAGGACCCCACCUCGGAGAGGUGGUACCAUGGGCACCUCACUGGCAAGGAGGCAGAGAAGCUUCUGACGGAGAAGGGGAAAACAGGUAGCUUUCUGGUGCGAGAGAGCCAGAGCAAACCAGGAGACUUUGUGUUGUCGGUGAUGACAAAUGAGGAUAAGAUGGACACUGGGGACCGGAAACCACACGUGACCCACGUGAUGAUCCACUACCAGCCAGACGGGAAGUAUGACGUGGGGGGAGGAGAGAGGUUUGACACGCUCACGGACCUGGUGGAACACUAUAAGAAAAACCCCAUGGUGGAGAAAUCUGGAGCUGUGGUUCAUCUGAAGCAGCCAUUCAAUGCCACGCGCAUCAACGCAGCUAACAUUGAAAACAGAGUGAAGGAGCUGAACAAAAUGGCAGAUCACAGUGAGAAGGCCAAGCAGGGGUUCUGGGAAGAGUUUGAGAUGCUGCAGCAGCAAGAGUGCAAGCUCCUCUACCCCAGGAAGGAGGGACAGCGACCAGAGAAUAAGGCUAAGAAUCGCUACAAGAACAUCCUUCCCUUUGAUACCACACGGGUGGCACUCCGAGACGUAGAUGAGAGCGUGCCUGGGUCAGACUACAUCAAUGCCAACUAUAUCAAGAGCAUCCCUGAAGAUGGAAGGAACUCGGAGCACUGCAAGAUCUAUAUAGCCACCCAGGGCUGCCUGCAGACAACAGUGAAUGACUUCUGGGCCAUGGUGUAUCAAGAGAACAGUCACGUCAUUGUCAUGACAACCAAGGAGGUGGAGCGGGGCAGGAACAAAUGCUUCCGUUACUGGCCAGACAAGGGUUGCACCAAGGAAUACGGGUGCAUCUGUGUGCGAAACGUGAGCGAACGUGAGGCCCAGGGCUACUACCUUCGGGAGCUGGAGAUCUUGCGGACCGACCGGGAUGAGCGCCCGAGACUGGUGAAGCACUAUCAGUAUUUUAGCUGGCCAGACCACGGGGUGCCCAAUGAACCAGGAGGGGUUCUGAGCUUUCUGGACCAAGUCAAUCGGGCACAGCGAAGCAUUCCAGACACGGGGCCGAUCAUAGUGCACUGCAGUGCUGGAAUUGGACGCACAGGCACCAUCAUAGUGAUAGACAUUCUGGUGGAUAUUAUUCACAGGCAAGGUUUGGACUGCGAUAUCGACAUCCCCAAAACUAUCCAGAUGGUACGCAGGCAGCGUUCGGGCAUGGUGCAGACAGAGGCACAGUACAAGUUUGUUUACAUGGCUGUUCAGCAGUACAUUGAGGCUGAGCAGAAGAGGUUGGAAGAAGAACAGAGAAAUAAAAGGAAAGAGCGAGACUACUUGAAUAUCGGCUACUCUCCGAUGGAAAAAGGCAGAGCCAAAGGGCAGCCCCCUUCACCACGAGCCCAGUCUGUAGUUGAUGAUGAAUCAGCUUCCGUCUACGAGAACCUUAACAUCAAAAGCCCAAAGGUUUCAGGGAUGAGUAAUACAGGACGAUAA